AUGGGCACAGAACUAAUUGCGGCUCAAUCAGCUCCAGAUGUCCUAGAUGCUCCAGAUUUUGAAGACCCCCGGCUCGAUGUGGAGGGAUUUGUGGUCGAUUAUAUUGCUUGGCGAAUCAAGCAGGGCAUGCAAGAAUGGCAUGAACAGCCAGCAUUACCAUUCGGCACUCAACCUGAGCAUGAGAUGAUGAGGUUGAAGUUCUUUUUGAGUUGA
Messenger RNA from Cylicostephanus goldi, 213 nucleotides. The record is from the annotation of a GenBank genome assembly. NCBI's taxonomy places the organism in Eukaryota, Metazoa, Nematoda, Chromadorea, Rhabditida, Strongylidae.